AUGAACAUCCCGGCGACGAUGCGCUCGCUUGUGGCGACGCGAAAGGGCGGGCCCGAGGUCUAUGAACUACGAGAGCUGCCGGUGCCGAGCAUCACGCUGCCGACGCAUGUGCUCCUGAAGAUACACGCGGCGGGCGUCAACACCGGGGAGCUGCAGGCUGUCAGGGGAAAGCUGGGACUGUUUUACACCCCGACCCCCCUGUACAUGAACCGAAGAGCAAUGAUAUCUAACGGGGGGGUGGGGAGUGGCAGUUAUCCAACGCAGCUCGGCGUGGAGGGCGCCGGCGUCGUCGUGGCCGUAGGAAGCGCCGUCAAGGACCUCAAGGCCGGCGACGAGGUCUACGGCGCCUACAUCGACAAGCCCAUGUUCGUGAACCCGCCGCCGGGCUUCCUGUCCGAGUACGCGCUGGCCGAGGCGCGCUUCCUGCUGCGCAAGCCGGCGCGCCUGUCCUUCGAGGAGGCGGCCGGCAUGGCGACGCUGGUCACGACGUCGUACCAGACGUGGCGGCGCGGCCUGCAGCUCAUGGGCGCGGACAGCCUCGAGGGCAAGACGGUCUUCAUCCCGGCCGGGCUGAGCGGGACGGGGGCCAUGGCGGCGCAGACGGCGCGCAACGUGUUUGGCGCGACCAACAUCAUCACGACCGUCUCGACCAGGAAGAUGGCGCUGGUGGAGCGGUAUCUGCCGGGCGUGUACGACCGCGUGAUUGACUACCAGACGCAGCGGCCGAGGGACGUGGUGCCGCCCGGCAGCGUGGACAUCAUGUACAACACGCAGUGGGACAGCAUGGACGACGGCAUCCCGCUGCUCAACCCCAAGACGGGCGUCCUCGUGUCCAUCUCCAGCACGCCGUCCAAGGCCACGGCGAAGCGGAUCAUCGGCGAGCAGCGGUGGCGGUGGUGGCACGCGGUGGUGCUGGACCUGUCGCAGCUGGUGUACUGGUGGAAGCUCCGGGGCACGAGCAUCAAGUACGAAAUGGUGUCGGGCAGCCUCGACAUUCGCGAGGACCUGGAGAAGGCGGGCGAGAUUGUGGCGCUGGGCAAGGUGAAGCCGGUGAUGAGGGUCGUGGACCUGUGGGAUCUGGAGGCGGUGCGCAAGGGGUGCGAGGAGGUGGUUUACGGCAAGGGAGGGAUUGGGAAGCUGGUGGUGAGGGUUGUGUAG
This is a messenger RNA of Trichoderma reesei QM6a, 1158 nucleotides long. RefSeq lists its product as uncharacterized. The record is from RefSeq and is a predicted model, not a curated record. The coding region runs from base 1 to 1158 and encodes 385 amino acids. NCBI's taxonomy places the organism in Eukaryota, Fungi, Ascomycota, Sordariomycetes, Hypocreales, Hypocreaceae. Gene Ontology annotation, molecular function: oxidoreductase activity. The transcript has 2 exons.